Molecule: messenger RNA, 757 nt
Organism: Sorex fumeus (smoky shrew)
Lineage: Eukaryota; Metazoa; Chordata; Mammalia; Eulipotyphla; Soricidae
Product: carbonyl reductase [NADPH] 1-like
Exons: 1
Coding region: 1-513 (170 amino acids)
Molecular function (GO): carbonyl reductase (NADPH) activity
Source: RefSeq, a predicted model, not a curated record
AUGUCUCACCCAAAUGGGCAUUUCCUAGCCCUUCAGAUCCCGGUGACCCCUGUUCCCAUGGACACUGUCUUUUCAGGCAGGGUGGUGAAUGUGUCCAGCAUGGUGAGCCUCCGAGCGCUCAAGAGCUGCAGCCCAGAGCUGCAGCAGAAGUUCCGAAGCAACACCAUCACGGAGGAAGAGCUGGUGGCGCUCAUGAACAAGUUCGUGGAAGACACGAAGAACGGGACUCACCAGAAGGAGGGCUGGCCCAACACCGCCUACGGCGUCACCAAGAUCGGCGUCACGGUGCUGUCCAGAAUCCAGGCCAGGGAGCUGACGGAGCAGAGGAAAGGGGCCGGCAUCCUCCUGAAUGCCUGCUGCCCAGGGUGGGUGAGAACCGACAUGGCUGGGCCCAAGGCCCCCAAGAGCCCAGAAGAAGGAGCAGUGACCCCAGUGUACCUGGCCCUCCUGCCCCCAGAUGCCGAUGGCCCUCACGGACAGUUUGUUACGGAAAAGAAAGUGGAGCAGUGGUGAGCAAGGCUGUCUGCUCCGGCCAUGAGCCCCAACCAAGAGCUGUCGUGAUUGGACAGGUCUGCUGACAAACAUAGGUUCAUUCCCACGGACCAGCCUCCCCGCCACCCCAUCCCCGACCUCAGUCAGAACCUCUAUUGGGUCCACACUGAGCUGCCUCCUGAUUCUGUGAUUUCUUUUUUUGUGUGAUUGCUUCUGCGGCCAGCGUUUGAAUCAGUGACAGCUGUGAAUGAAAAGCAACAAAUGA